AUGCCUGUGUUUUACUCACCUGUUCCCGAGAACCUGCAGUUGGGUCUGGCCUACAUGGGAGGCUCUGUGUUCACCAACAACAGGACAGCAGACAGCGACUUCACCAGGGAGCAGGAGGACGCCUCUGUGGUCAACGAGCUGGUAUCCCACCUUCCCCUGCAGAUGCUGCUGUACUUCAACAUGUUUUAUUUCCCCUGCUGGUGGUUUUCUGCUGUUUUCAUGUUGGAAGUCAAGUUCUAUUAUCUUCCCGGGUACUACCAAGCUCUGCUCAUAACUGGGAUGAUCCUCCUCACAGUCAUUGAAGUGGUCCGACUUUAUCUAGGCUACAUUGGCAACCUUAAAGAAAAGAUGCCAGAGCUGGCAGCCUUCUGGCUCCUGUCUUUCAUGUUCCAGCUGCCAGUGCUGCUGUUCUUCCUGACCGAUGAAGGAAUUAUCAUCCUGCCUCUAGAGAGAGCCGUCCACUCUCUCUACCUCCUCUUCCUGCUAGCCCAGAUCCUGGCCUCCUUCCUGGCACUCAGGACUAUGACACGAAAGCUCACCUUGCUCUUCCAUCUGCGCCAGUUUGGCAAGGUGGAGAGCUUCCACCACGCAGGGCUGAGCCCUGUCUACGGUCUGCCCUACCAUCGCAGCGUGCUGCCCAUGUCACCCCUCCAUGAAAUGUACAAUUAA
Molecule: messenger RNA, 669 nt
Organism: Morone saxatilis (striped sea-bass)
Lineage: Eukaryota; Metazoa; Chordata; Actinopteri; Moronidae
Product: transmembrane protein 17A
Exons: 4
Coding region: 1-669 (222 amino acids)
Biological process (GO): non-motile cilium assembly
Cellular component (GO): ciliary transition zone
Source: RefSeq, a predicted model, not a curated record